This is a messenger RNA of Acinonyx jubatus (cheetah), 3741 nucleotides long. RefSeq lists its product as uncharacterized. Lineage: Eukaryota; Metazoa; Chordata; Mammalia; Carnivora; Felidae. The record is from RefSeq and is a predicted model, not a curated record. Bases 1005 to 3656 code for a protein of 883 amino acids. The transcript is spliced from 18 exons.
AUCGCGCGCGAAGAGGUGUUGGGCGAGGCUGCGGAGGAGCGCUGGACUGUGGCUGCUAAAGUGCUAGUGGGGCUGCCUCAUACACCUUUUUUGUCCCGCGCCUUGGGCAUUCCCCCGGCACAUUGAAUGGCUGUGCUUGCCCAGCCCUCAAGAGAGAGGGACGUCUGUGCUGAAACCGAAAAGUCAUAUUAGCGGAUUUAUGAAGCGUGCCGAAAGCGAGAAGAGGGCCCCAAAAUGUGUUCACUUGUACACCUUUUUUUUUUUUUUUUUUUCGGACUCAGAAGGACUGCGUUGUUUUUCACAGUUACAGUUCACGACGAGGCUGUCCAAGCACUUACGGUGAUGAACCUGCAAAGGAGACUGAAGAGGCGUUUAUUAUUAGAGAAGGCAAGGGAAAACAGCGUUUCACGGAGGGAGUGAUUAACCGCAGAGUGCUGCUAGGAAGUCAAGUGUUUUCAAAGCUGAAAAUGAUCCUUGGGGAUGAAAUCUGAAGAACACAGAACAGAAAGAUGGGAUGAUGCUGGAUCCUUGGUGAUGUCAUUCAGCCACUGAAUUGGAAUCCAUAGGCUACUUAUUCUACCUCCAAACAUCUGAGAUAUCAUAUUUCUGUGUUGUUAAAUUUCUGGUAAUUAUAAAUAAAGACAUUCUAACUUUAUACAAAUUCCAGAAUGUAGACGACUUGGUGCUCAACUGGCUCUCUUAAUCCAGAAAUUCCAAGUUUACAUUUCCAGUGACUGAGGAUGACCAAAAUAAAAGACAUGAAUGGAAUCAGUUGGUCUUGAAGUUCUGAACGGAACUCUGGUACAAAGUUAUUUUGGAGUCAGAACCAACAGAGCUCUAAUAUUCCUUGGGUCUGAAAAUUGCAGCAACUGGUGAGACAGAAGCUAUUAUGAAUAAUGCUACUAUGAACAUUCCUGUACAAGUUUUGGUGUGGACAUAUAUGUUUUCAUUUCUCUUGGAUAUAUAUCUAGGAGUACAAGUGCUGAGUCAUAUGGGAUAAUUCUAUGUUCAACAUUUUGAUGAACUACCAGACUAUUUUCAAAAGCAACUGCAGCAUUAUACAGUCCUACCAGCUAUGUAUGAGGUUUCUAAUUUCUCCAUAUGUUGUCAACACUUAUUAUUGUCUUUUUUUAAAUUAUAAUCAUCCCAAUAGGUCUCAUGGCAGAAUGGAAGACUUUACUGAAGCCAAAUCUUUGGAUAUUGGGCCCAUCUAUUUCUUUGAUCAGAUGAAACCAAAAAGGAAAAUAUGGGAAAAAAGAGAACAUGAAGGCCAUUUCCCCCAUUUGAGAUACACCUCAAGAGCUAUUUAUAGUCAUACAAACAGUACAGUAUCUAAAGAACAAAAGGAAGCAAGACUAUCUACAGUAUCUGAAUGUGAGAAGAAAGAUGAAUUCCAUUCAUCUGGGAUCUCACAAAUUUCUGGUGUUUCCAAGUUUUCAUCUAACCUUCGAUUCACCAAAAUAUACCGGCAAAAGAAUCUAUUUGAAGAAUAUAAACUGAUUGCUGCUGAAAUACUGAGUGAACUUGGGGAGAUAUUGCAGAAAUAUGCUGAGUAUAACAUUACUUUCCCUGCGGGAAUUGUAAAUCUUAUGAAUUACAGCUGGCAUGAUCUUAUUGAAGGUGUUUGUAAGUGUGCAACAAAAAAUUUGAAGAAAAACAAUGCCUUAAAAAGAGAUUCCAAAAACAUGACCCAAAUCGGCACCUGUGCAAAAGAGGAAUAUCAUAAGGAAAAUCAUCUUGUGAAAGCAAAAAAAGACCACCCUGUUUCAUCGGCUCUUGUCAAACAAAACCAGUAUUCACAGAUCCCACAGGAUAGCCAUUUACCUGUUGUCAUCCACUUCUCCCUGUUAUCCAAGAUCUGUUUAGAAAAUGGUUGGAUCUUUCAACAUCCUCACUCAAAAUUGGAAAUUCUGAAAUGGAAGACAAUCCUCAAUACUGCUGUGAAGAGACUACAAGAAGCCAUAAUUCAAAUAAAAGCAGAAGAAGCAAAGCUUAAAAAAGAAGGAUUCAACAAAUGUCUUAUCCUGCGCCACUAUAAUGAUCCUAAAGGCAUGGUGAAGGUAGACAACAGUCCCAAAGUUUCCCAAUGUUUCUGGCUGGAGCUGCUGAAGAGGAAGCCUAAGAUGCCAACAGUCAAAGAGGCUGAUCCAGAGAUGAAAAAGUUCCAUUAUGCCCUGGUAGACGGUUCCUCUUUGACCUACUAUCCUUCUGGCCGCCUCGCUGUCUGCCAAAGCUAUUCAGCUCUCCCUUGGGGUGGCAUGUACACCAACAUAUUCAGUGACCUGCCCAAUCAAGUUAUCCUGGGAACCUUUACACCUUUUGGAUGUGGUAGCAUUUCUUUUCCUAAAAGCCUAAUAAUAUCAAUGAUGUUUAAUCAGGAUGGUGGCAUGGUGAUCGGCAAAAAAGGAAACAUUAUAAGGGAAUGGAUGUGGCCUUCAAAGGGAAAACUUGAUGAUCCAGUUGAAAUUUGGGUGAACGAGUUCAUUACAGUGGAGAUUUCUGGGCGCUUUGCCAUAACCUUGGUCUACAAAUGGCAUCCCCAAAGCCUAAAGCUAUCUCUGGCACCUGUAAAGUGCAAGUUUUUCCAUCAAGGCUUACCUGAGGAGCCAUUCCCUGAUGUCAACCCCAUCUCCAAAGAAGCCAUGGAGUUAUUCAAGGCCUAUAAAGUAAAGUGCAAACAUAUGAAAUCUGCAACACAGGACAAAGAUCCUUCAAGUUUAACAGACACAAUGAAAAUAGCUACGUUUGAUCCCGUAAUGGACAUAAGCCCUAUGUCUGACAUCACAACAGUUAUUAAAUUAAGAAGACUGCAGAAAAAGGUCAAGCACAUCCUACUUCACUGGCUGGAUUACUACAGAUUUGCUUUAGGAAUUGAAUCCCUGUACAUUUGCAAAAUACCCAAGUCGCCACAAAAAGUGAUCAAGAAACAAAAAGUCUCAUCAGCAAAAUUUCCUCUGAAACAAAGUACAAAGGAAAAAGAUGAGAAUAAGGAGUAUCUUCAAUACCAAAAUACCUUCCUAAAACUGAAAGGUAUCUUUCGGCCUUCGCCUCUCUAUUGCAUCCGGAAGACCCCAGUCAGCAAUCAGUACCUCAGGCUUCCUCUUCCUCCCAUUGAGAGCAAGGACGCAUGGUUUGCUUCCCAGCUGCUUUGUCCUGUGGUCCUCAGGAGGACACUGUGUGGGAAGGAAGGGGGCACAUGCCAAUGUGGCACUUACAGCAUCCCUGAAGUGACAGACCUGGAGUAUGAUCACCUUAUAAGCACCCAGCUGUCCUCCGUGGAUCAGGUCAUUAUAGUCCACGUGACCUCAGCUAAGGAAACAGACAAGACUAUAAAAGAAAUGGCCCAAGUGUAUAGGAAACUGAACAGAUCCAAAAGCAUGCUUUGCAUUCAGAGUUGUUCAGAUCCCUUUCGAUUGCUCAAAUACAACAUCACCUCUGCAUCUAAAUUUACUGGCAACAGUUGUCCACUUCUGGUUCAAAGGCACAAUGUCAUUCCAGGAAUUUUUUUGAUGUACAUUAGGGGAAAAUUAGUAUUUGCCAACUUUAUUUUCAAUGGCUAUAGCACAUCUGCUAAAGACCUUCAAAAGCAAAUUGUGAAGACAAAGAGUGAUUAUCAUACAGGAUAUUUCCUACCCAAUGACUUCAGGAUCCGGUAGAGUAACUAAUAUAUUCUAUCUUGUCUCACACUUUUAAUUAGUAAAUCCCAGAUAAGGGCCAAAUUUCAAGAACUGCCCUUAUGAA